Eurypyga helias (sunbittern) is the source of this 2193-nucleotide messenger RNA. RefSeq names its product family with sequence similarity 179, member B (gene TOGARAM1). The annotation marks the transcript as partial. The transcript is spliced from 14 exons. The record is from RefSeq and is a predicted model, not a curated record. Gene Ontology annotation, cellular component: cytoplasmic microtubule; cilium. Lineage: Eukaryota; Metazoa; Chordata; Aves; Eurypygiformes; Eurypygidae. Gene Ontology annotation, molecular function: microtubule binding. Gene Ontology annotation, biological process: microtubule cytoskeleton organization.
UUCUCUACAUCCAGUGAUUUUCUUCAUUCCCCGAAGUUAAGGCCCUCUCAAGGACUACCAGUCAGUGAUGAGUUAUUUUUUAGUAGAAAAAGAGCUUCAAGGAAUUUAUUUCAGAAUAGUAUAGAUUUUAACUCCGAGCAUUCUUCUGUCUGUGCGGCAGGUGCUUUGGGCUCUCAUCAGCCGCAGAUUUCAGGGAAGUGUGGAACACUUGGAUACGCACGUGGGAAGAGUGGUAGUGUGGACUCUGAUUUACAAUUCUUAGGAUUAAAUAACUGUCAGCAAGACAAAGUUUUUGCCAGCCUGAAUUUUUCCAGCAAGACCCAGAGAAGUUUUUGCAGUCAAGCAGAGCUCACGGUGUCCUUCCAGGGUCCUAAUGCAAGCCAGGGCACCUUCAUUCUGCCGUCUUACCCUCUGUCCUCACCCAGGAACAGCCCAAAGCACGUCUCUGCUCCAGCUGACUCCCCAAAGAAGUCACCAGACAAUGCCAUGAGCUUCUCAAACUCCUGGCCUCUGAAAAGCUUCGAAGGACUGCCUAAGCCUAGCGCGCAGAAGCAGCUCCUCGGUCACAAGCCAGGAGACAGUACCGGUAGGAAUGUUGUCAGGGGGAGUUUGCCGGAGAAGCGUUCCCCCGUGCAGCUGAAACCCACCCUGGUGAGACACCCAGCCUCCCGCAGGGGCCUGACGGGGGCCAGACCCGUGCCCCCCAUACCCCGCAUGGCCAGCCCGCUGCCCGAUAAGAUUGAGUUGAACCUGGCCAAGUGGAGAAACGAGGAGAGUGAGGACGUGUGGCUGAGUGAUGUGGACAGGAGGCUUGCUGCUGGUCUCACCGAGCUCAGUGUUGAUGGCGAGGAAGUGGACCAAGAAGAGAUGCAGAACUCACUUCGAUCUCUACGAAACAGCGCAGCUAAGAAGAGGGCGAAGCUAAGCAGCAACUUCGCAGAUCUUGAAAGUCCCGAUUCUGCCCUUAAACUGGAUGUGUCUGCGGACUCGCCCUCCCACGCUUCCUCCCCGAGCACGGGCUCCUGCGGCGAGAGCGGAGUUUACAGCCAGGAGUCCCGGGCUUCUCCCGUGUCCGCAGUCUCCCAGAGGAGGAGAAUGAUGUCAGACGCCUUUCCGCUACUUGGCAGCAAAUCACAGCCUGUGAGAAAGAGGGAGCCCGGCGCGGCAGAGGGGAGCUGCGGCACAGGUAUCUCGCUGCGCGCGUCGAAAUUCCGGGUAAUUCAGGGUCUUGCAGAGUCAACGUCUACUUUCCCACAGAUGAGCAAUCUGGAUUGCACUUCACCAAGCGCCCUCUCUGAAGAUGCAGUUGAAAUUGUUGGUGAAGGUGUUUUUGGCAGUCCUCCUUCUGCACGAAAAUGCAGCCAGUCCAUGACGAAUGGAGACGACCCAGCUGUCAGAGAGGAGACUGGGCCACCCUCAGGGGUCUGUGGGAGAAGCAUCCAGCAGGACGGUGCUUCCCAUCUCCAUGCUGAGAAUGAAAGCGAGGUUAAAGUGUCCAUGGCAAAAUCUGCCCAGGAGAAGGUGAGGUGGAAGAAAAAAGAGGAAAAGGAACCCGGUCAUAAAGAAUGCCAGGAAAGCCAAGACACCCAAGAAAAGGAAGGCAGCCCUUGGGAGGGACUUACACUGGAUGAACCAGAGAAAAUGACAACAGAAAAUGAAAUUUCUGCUGCCGCACGAGGACGCUAUAAAGACCGGACCCCGUCGGUCACUCAUAGCCCGGAAGUGAUGGACCCCUCGGAACUGCAGCCCUUUCCAAAACCAGAGGCGGCGCUGGCAGAAGCCUUGACCCUCUUAGCUGAUGAUGACUGGGAGAAGAAGAUCGAAGGUCUGAACUUUGUUAGAUGCUUGUCUGCCUACCAUGCGGCCGUCCUGACUGCAAAGCUACAUGAAACGAGCCUGGCUGUGGCACAAGAGGUCAAGAAUUUACGCUCAGGUGUUUCUCGAGCUGCUGUGGUCUGUUUAGGGGAUUUGUUCACCCACCUGAAAAAGAGCAUGGAUCAAGAACUAGAUAAUACAGUAAAAGUCCUUUUGCACAAAGCUGGUGAAUCCAACACAUUUAUAAGGGAAGAGGUAGACAAAGCACUGAAGGCUAUGGUUAAUAAUGUGACUCCAGCACGUGCACUUUGUUCUCUUAUAAAUGGAGGGCAAAGGUAAUUCUUACAAAGACUUUCUAAAGAAAUAACUUGUGAAUAG